Molecule: messenger RNA, 332 nt
Organism: Symbiodinium sp. CCMP2456
Lineage: Eukaryota; Dinophyceae; Suessiales; Symbiodiniaceae
Source: the annotation of a GenBank genome assembly
GUGCAUCGGUUGGAACGACUUUGACAACUUCAAACAUCGGCUAUUUGAGUAGGCCGAUGGUUCUUCCACCGCCUCCAGAUCAUGAUGCAUCCAGCCCGGCUGAUGAUGCUUGGUCAUGGAAGUCAGUCCCUGCCUACGGCUCUGCUUGCGUCACUCCGGCAGGAACGAUGAUGGACACGACACCGAUACACACCGAGGUCUCGGAGGCCAGCGUGAGCUGGCGACCUGUGACAUCCAACGUCUUGCCGCCGCUGCCGCCUAUGUCCUGUGAGUUGAGAUUCUGGCUCGAGGCCAUGGAGGCUGCGCAGAAGGCAGACUUACUGCAGGAUCCU